CCCGCCGCCGGGCGAGCGCCUCAGCGCCAUCAGCGCCCGCGGCGGCGCUCCGCGUGACGUCGCGCCGGGAGGAGGCGGCGAUUGGCCGGCGCGGCCCGGCGGCGAUACGUGUCUGGCGGCGAUUGGCCGAUGGCGGAGCCGCGGCGCGUGCGGCGGUACCGUUUCCAGGACGGCGCGGCGGCGCUGGCCGUGCGCGUGCCCGAGGUACCGCGGGCAGCCGGGGCGCCGGGAGCAGCGGGAGCUCCCGGGACCCCGGCACAGCGCCUCGCUCCGUGCCUUGCAGGUGCUGGACUCGCAGUACGGCACGUACGUGUGGCCCUGCGCCGUGGUCCUGGCCCAAUACCUGUGGGCGCACAGGCGGAGCCUGCCCGGCAAGCGAGUGCUGGAGGUACCGCCCGCUCCCCGCCCGGUUCCGCUCCCGUGAGCCGCGGUCAGGCUCCGCCCGCGGGCUGCAGUAUCGCGCUGUGGUUUCAGAUCGGUGCCGGUGUGAGUCUCCCCGGCGUGGUGGCCGCGCGGUGCGGGGCCCGGGUGACGCUGUCGGACAGCGAGGAGCUGCCCCGGUGCCUGCAGAGCUGCCGCAGCAGCUGCCUCCUGAACCGCCUGCCCCGCGUGCCCGUGCUCGGCCUCACCUGGGGCCGCGUGUCGCCAGAGCUGCUCGCUCUUGCGCCCAUAGACAUCGUUCUAGGCUCAGAUGUGUUUUUUGACCCCAAAGACUUUGAAGAUAUUUUAACUACAAUUUACUUCUUGUUGGAGAAGAACCCACAUGCUCAAUUCUGGACAACAUACCAAGUCCGAAGUGCUGACUGGUCUAUCGAGGCUCUGCUCCACAAAUGGAACCUGAAGAGCAUCCACGUUCCCCUGCACUCCUUUGGUGCAGACAAAGAGCACUUGGCCAGCUCCUCUAUGCCAGGAAGACACACAAUUGAAAUGAUGAUCAUCUCACUAGCACGGUCAGAGGGCACGUCACUUUAUUCCACUUUAGAGUUCAGUACAAGGUGAUACUCAGCUGGUCACUGUAGCACAGAGCUGCAGAGAACAGUCCUGGUUACAGCAAACCUCAUGGGUAUUUUGGGGAAGCAGCAAUUCCUAAAACAUGCAUUGUAAAAAUAAAGCUGUUUGGUUUUCCA
Passer domesticus (house sparrow) is the source of this 1127-nucleotide messenger RNA. RefSeq names its product methyltransferase 23, arginine (gene METTL23). Gene Ontology annotation, cellular component: cytoplasm; nucleus. Bases 130 to 999 code for a protein of 289 amino acids. The record is from RefSeq and is a predicted model, not a curated record. NCBI's taxonomy places the organism in Eukaryota, Metazoa, Chordata, Aves, Passeriformes, Passeridae. The transcript is spliced from 3 exons.